Prosopis cineraria is the source of this 2025-nucleotide messenger RNA. RefSeq names its product receptor kinase-like protein Xa21. Gene Ontology annotation, biological process: protein phosphorylation. Lineage: Eukaryota; Viridiplantae; Streptophyta; Magnoliopsida; Fabales; Fabaceae. Bases 1 to 2025 code for a protein of 674 amino acids. The transcript has 4 exons. The record is from RefSeq and is a predicted model, not a curated record. Gene Ontology annotation, molecular function: protein binding; ATP binding; protein kinase activity.
AUGGCAAUCAAAGUAAUACAGUACGUGUUGAUGGUGUUCCCAGGGGACGCAGCAUGGGAUGGUUGUAUACCCAAAGACAUUGGCAAGCUCCAUAAACUUGAAUUAUUAGAUAUGUAUGACAAUUAUAUUAGAGGACCUUUUCCUUCCAGUAUAUUAAACAUCUCAACAUUGACUCGUGUCUCUCUUGCAAAGAAUUUUCUCUCUAGCAUGCUCCCAUCAUAUUUAGGAAUUGACCUUCCCAACCUAAAGCAAUUGAGGCUGGGGGAAAAUGAACUCAAUGGACUAAUCCCAAAUAGCGUUUCAAAUGCCUCUAACCUCAAUAUGUUAGAUUUGAAGAUGAAUAAAUUUGUUGGAGCUAUACCCAAUGCAAUUGGAAAGUUAACAAACUUGAUGGCAUUAUAUGUUGAAGGAAAUUCUUUGAGUGGGUUCAUUCCUUGUACAGUUAACAAAUUACGAGGCCUUCAACAUUUAAGUCUCAGUAACAAUAGAUUGCAAGGGUCCAUUAUAAGAGAGCUAUGCCAAAUCAAAAGUUUAAGUGAGUUGUUUCUUGCCAACAACAUGUUUUCGGGAAAGGCACCAAGGUGUCUUGGGAAUACUUCUUUGCGGAAGCUGGAUUUCAGCUCUAACAAAUUGACUUCUCAUAUACCCUCUUCUCUUUGGAGUUUGAAAGAUAUCUUGGUCUUAGACUUAUCCUCCAAUGCAAUAAGUGGAACAAUUCCAUCUGAUGUGUCAAACUUGAGAGCAAUUAUAGUAUUGAACUUGUCAAGAAAUCAAAUUUUAGGAACCAUCCCUAAAACUAUUGGUGGCUUGCAAACAUUGCAAAACUUAUCUUUGGCCCAUAACAAAUUACAAGGGCCUAUUCCUGAAUUGCUUAGUGGCAUGAUUAACAUGGAGUUCUUGGAUCUUUCUGAAAAUUAUUUGUCUAGUGUGAUUCCAAAAUCCUUAGAGUCACUACUCCAUCUAAAGUACAUUAAUCUUUCCCACAAUUUAUUGCAUGGAGAAAUUCCAAAUGGUGGGCCUUUUCAAAAUUUUACUUCUAGAUCUUUUAUGAUGAAUAAAGAUCUUUGUGGGAAGCCUCAGCUACAAGUCCAAUCAUGUAGGAAAGAAGACAAGCACAUAUCAUCUAAAGUGAUGAUGCUAUUGAAAAUCUCAUUGCCUAUUAUUGUUGUCCUUUUGGUUGUUUCAUGCACCGUCUUUCUAAAGCAUAAAAGAGAUGUUAAUGGCUUAACCAAUAAGGAUUUAAUUAAUUUAGAGACACCAAUGAGGAUAUCCUAUUAUGAACUUCUACGAGGAACAAAUGGGUUUGAUGAGAGUAAUCUUCUUGGCUGUGGAAGUUAUGGAUCAGUAUACAAAGCAAAUCUAUCAAAUGAAAAAAUAGUUGCUGUUAAAGUAUUUAACUCAGACUUGGAAGAAGCAUUAAGGAGUUUUGAUAUUGAGUGUGACGUGUUACGCAAUUUACGUCACCGCAAUCUUGCUAAGAUCAUUAGCACUUGCUCAAAUUAUGAUUUUAAAUCUAUAGUCAUGGAAUUCAUGCCAAACAAGAGUCUUGACAGAUGGUUGCACUCUCAUGGAAAUUGUUUAGAUAUUUUGCAAAGGCUGAAUAUUUUGAUCGAUGUAGCAGCUGCAUUAGAAUAUCUUCAUCAUGGUUCAUCUAAAUCAGUUGUUCAUUGUGACAUAAAACCAAGUAAUGUAUUGUUGGAUGAAGAUAUAGUGGCUCAUCUUGGUGAUUUUGGUAUUGCCAAAUUGUUAGGGGAAAGACAAAAUGGAAUUUGUACCAAAACUUUGGCAACAAUUGGCUACAUGGCACCAGAGUAUGGUUCAAAGGGAGCUGUAUCUGUGAAAGGAGAUGUAUAUGGUUGUGGCAUUUUGUUUAUGGAAACUCUUACAAGAAAAAAGCCAACAGAUGAGAUGUUUGUUCAAGAAAAGUUCGUUGAUUUGUUAUUCAAGAUUAGAGAACAAAGGAACUUUAGUAGUCUGAGCCCAUUGAGAGCUGAUGAACCUGAGGAGCCCCUCGUCCUUGAGUAG